AUGGAUUUAUCAGUUCAACCAUGUCGAUCAACUAGUAAUGAUUUUGACAAUAAUAUUGUUACCCAAUCAUCCAAUGAAUAUCUUCCGACGAAAAAAGAAUUAGAAUUAUGGCUACGGAAUCGAUUCACCUUACAACAAAUCGGGAAAAAGAAAUGGCUUGAAAAUAGAGAACGUCGUUAUGAUGGAUAUUUUCCUAUUGAAUUUUUAAAUGAUAAAGAAUUGAUAAUCCAUCAUAUCAACAAGUACGGACUCGAUACCGGAUUUAUUGCAAAACACUUGAGAACGGAUGUAGAUGUGUUUAUUGCAUCAAUUCGGCAAAAAAAAUCGCCAUACACGUACGUACCUAACGAGUUGUUGAGCUGCAGAGAUGCAGUGUUGGAAGCAGCAAAGAUUACUGGUCACCGAACGUUGCACAGACUUUCAUUAUCGAACCAUGAAAAAUUUCUAAACGAUAAGGAGAUUGUGUUGGCAGCGGUUACUAACGAUGGUAUCGCUCUUCAAUUUGCUUCUUCUGAGUUAAAGAAUGAUAAGGAAGUUGUGCUACGUGCAGUGAUGCAAAACAACCAAGCCCAACGUUAUGCAUCCGAGACACUAACAAAAGACAAUGAUGUUUUUUUGACUUCCAUAUGUCCGACUGUGGCACACAAAUAUUCAUCGAUUAAUUGGAACAAUGAUUCCAUCAUGUUAAUGAAAACAUUGAGAAACGAUCGUGAAUUUAUUAUUACUACUGCUGUCAAAAAUAGGUCCAUUUUGAGCUUACUGCUCAGCACAGCACAAGACUUGAAAAAUGAUCAACAAUUAGCAUUGGAAGCCAUUAAGCACGAUUUUGGCUUAAUUUAUCUCUUUUCGGACUUGGUACAUGACCAUGAAUUUAUGCUGAAAGCUAUCAGUGUUAAUGUCCUCUGUCUUAGGUAUUCUUUUAGACUAACUAAACAAAAGGAAUUUAUGAUGAGAGCAACUCGUAUUAACGGCCUUGCAUUGAUAAAUGCAUCCGAUGAUUUGAGGCGUGACCACGAAAUUGUACUUGAAGCAGUGAAACAAAACGGUGCUGCUUUUUUAUAUGCUACAGAAACAACAAGAAGUGAUCCACAAAUAGUCUCACAUGCAGUCGAGCGUUUUGGGCCAGCAUUAUUGACAGCACCUAUGGAGUUGAGACGUGACAAACAGUUUGUAUUGAAGGCGCUCAAUCACGAUUUUUCGUUAUUUAAAUAUGUGCAUGAAGAAUUAAGGAACGACAAGGAAUUUAUAAUGCAAUUGAUUACACGUCAUCCUUUUGUUCUUCGAUACGUGUCCGAUGAGUUAAAGAAUGAUAAGCAUGUUGUUUUAACGGCUGUUCAGCAAUCAGGACUUAUGCUACAGUACGCAUCAGAGGACUUAAAAGAAGACAAAGAAGUUGUGUUGCAAAGUGUGAAACAGAACGGAGGGGCCUUAAAUUUUGCUUCCAAAACUUUGCAGAGAGACAAGCAAAUCAUUAGCGAAGCUUUACAUCAAAGCCCACAUGCAAUUAACUUUUGCUGCAUGACAUUAAGAAAUGACAAGGAAUUUAUGUUAUGGGCAUUAAAACAACAUCCCAGAAUGAUUGAAUAUAUUGGUGAUAAGGACGAUGCAUUAAUUUUGGAAGCUGUAAAAACUCAUGGUUUUGGUGGAAACAGAAAGUAUGAACCAGUCUUUAGCGAAGAUUUAUUACGAGCUAGGAUGGAACAUUAUUAUUAUUCAGCAUAUUUUGGAAAUCAAAAGUGA
Naegleria lovaniensis is the source of this 1740-nucleotide messenger RNA. RefSeq lists its product as uncharacterized. The transcript has a single exon. The record is from RefSeq and is a predicted model, not a curated record. Bases 1 to 1740 code for a protein of 579 amino acids. NCBI's taxonomy places the organism in Eukaryota, Heterolobosea, Eutetramitea, Acrasida, Naegleriidae.